AUGAGCGUCUCAUCCGGCCCCCAAACCGGGCCCGGCCAUCCGGCCGUGCCCGUCACCGAUCCCCGUUCGCCGGACCCUCCUUCCGCUCUCAGCGACCAAGACAGCGCCGCCGCCGCCGCCGCACAGGGAGAGGACGGCGACAACGACGACGACGCGGCCGCGGCCUACGAGUCCCGCCACGUCCACACCGUCUACGAGGCCAUCGCCCCGCACUUCUCCUCAACCCGCUACAAGCCCUGGCCCCUCGUCGCCGCCUUCCUGCUGUCCCUCCCUCCCGGAUCCGUAGGCCUCGACGCCGGUUGCGGCAACGGGAAAUACAUUGGCGUCAACCCGUCCCUCUUCAUCGUCGCCUCGGACCGGAGCGCGAACCUGGUCUCGCUGGCGCGCAGCUACCAGCCGCCGCACUUUGAUGCCGCCGCCAGUGCGAGCUCCAAGAAGAAGAACAAGAACAGCAGCGACAAGAACAGUAAGAAAGCCACAGACGCCUCGGCCUCGGAACCUCCCGCGCCCGUGGCACCAGCACCAGCACCAGCACCAGCACCGCCAAAGAACCAAGUCCUCGUCGCAGACUCCCUAUCUCUCCCCUACCGCAACUCCGCCUUCGACUUUGCCAUCUCCAUCGCCGUCAUCCACCACAUGUCCACCCGCGAACGCCGCCGCGCCGCCGUCGCCGCCCUCCUCUCUGCCGUCCGGCCCGGCAGCGGCAAGGUCCUCAUCAUGGUCUGGGCCCUGGAGCAAGGCAACAGCCGACGCGGGUGGGACGCCGGCGCCGCGCAGGACCAGCUCGUGUCGUGGGUCACAAAGGGCAAGAAGGAGAAGAAGCCCGAGCAAGGGGCGCAGGAUCAAGAGCAAGCGCAAACGCAAAUGCAAGCGCAAGCGCAAGCCGCCGGACCUGCCGAACCUGCCGAAUCCGUCAGGGACGAGACGUUCCAGAGGUAUUACCACCUCUACCGCGAGGGGGAGCUCGAAGAGGACGUUGUGCAUGUCGGGGGUAGGGUGCUUGAGAGCGGCUACGAGAGGGAUAACUGGUGGGCCAUCUUCUGUCGGGACUCAUGA
Messenger RNA from Colletotrichum orchidophilum, 1056 nucleotides. RefSeq names its product tRNA (Uracil-5-)-methyltransferase TRM9. Lineage: Eukaryota; Fungi; Ascomycota; Sordariomycetes; Glomerellales; Glomerellaceae. The record is from RefSeq and is a predicted model, not a curated record. Bases 1 to 1056 code for a protein of 351 amino acids. Gene Ontology annotation, molecular function: tRNA binding. Gene Ontology annotation, cellular component: cytoplasm; nucleus. The transcript has a single exon. Gene Ontology annotation, biological process: tRNA wobble uridine modification.